This is a messenger RNA of Photinus pyralis (common eastern firefly), 2021 nucleotides long. RefSeq lists its product as uncharacterized. Gene Ontology annotation, biological process: amino acid transport; carbohydrate metabolic process. Bases 125 to 1873 code for a protein of 582 amino acids. The transcript has 8 exons. NCBI's taxonomy places the organism in Eukaryota, Metazoa, Arthropoda, Insecta, Coleoptera, Lampyridae. The record is from RefSeq and is a predicted model, not a curated record.
AUUUCCAUAAUCGUUGCCAUAUAAGCAGGUUAACUUCGUGUCCGAAAUCCGUAUUGAUUCAUCCUUGAGGUUUUCUUUCAAUAAAAGAAACACAAUUAUCUAAUUUCUUGUUAAUUAGUGUAAAAUGGACAGCACUAAAUUGGACAUAUCCGCUAAGCCGGAUAAAGAAUCGCCGUCCGCUGUCUACAAACAGAUUCCUGAAGUUGAUAUGGAAGAGGCGGCCGUCGAACAAUCCAAACGGGUUUUAAAAGCUAAAAGUAACGGAAUGGAGAAAGACGGUGCAGACGAGAAGAUGCUGCCAGAAGAUGAUGUUAAAGUAGGUGACCAUUCGAAAAUUAAUGUGGCCGAUGUGAAAUUCGUUUCGAAUGAGAAACAGAAUGGUGACGCAAAAGUUGAUAUAGGUGAAAUCAAAAGUGCAUUUGUUGGUCUGACCAAAGAGGAAUUGUUGAAAUGCGCUAACGACCCCUUUUGGGUGAGAUUACGAUGGUUCUUAUUUAUUUUUUUCUGGUUGCUUUGGGCCGGUAUGCUGGUUGGAGCAAUAUUGAUCAUCGUCGCUGCUCCAAAGUGUUCACCUCCUGAACCACGUACUUGGUGGGAAGAAGGACCCUUAACAGAAGUAGAUGCAGACGUCACCGAGGACGAAUUGAAACAGUUAAAGGAUAGCGGAAUUCAAGGUGUUAUUGUUACAUGGCCGGAUGAUGUAUACAUACCGAUCAACAUUUCGCAUAAGUUUAUCUCAUUCCUAAAACGAUCCAAUGAAACAAAAAUAAACGUAAUUGUCGAUUUGAAGCCGGGAACAUCUUCCAAAUGGUUUUCUAAAGCGGAAGACAAAGAAAAUGACGGCGAGUUUACAGACUAUUACAUUUGGGCUCAGCCGAAGAAAUCUACUUCAGGAGAAGACAUGGCACCAAACAACUGGAAAUCCAGGCAGAAUACGUCAUCGUGGAAGUUCUCUCAGAAACUCGGAAAAUAUUACUUAUCGCCCGAUGACUCGCCGCAGCUGAAUUUCACUAAUCCAAAGGUGGUGAACGAGUUUUCAAAUGUGCUGCACAGUUUUAUUGAAGCCGGUGUGAAAGGGAUUCGAUUAACUGGAGCUCCGUAUUUGUUAGUAGACCCUGGUUUCAAAGACGAUGGAAUUUCUCAGUUGAUUGGUUUUGGCCUCACUGAUUAUGGUUUUUAUACACAUACCAAUACCGAAUAUUUACCGGACUUGGGGCGUCUUCUAAAUCAAUGGAGGGAGAUCGUUAAAGACAAAGCAGAGGGAGGCCCAUUUAUGCUGUCUGAAAGUCUGAAGGAUUUGGAUGCAUUUAAAGUUAAUAAUUCUCUGGUUAUUGAUCUUCCCCUACAGGCGAGGGUGUUUAGUUCCAAUAAGCAGUUAUUAGCUCCACAAAUUAAUAAUGAUCUCAAUAGCGUAUUCUUAAUUUUAGAAAACAAAUAUUGGCCACUUUGGCAGCACACUUCUUCUGCCGUACCAGAAAAUGUAUUAAACAUUGUAACAAUGUUACUCCCUGGUGCAACUUUGUUAAGCAAAAAUUCCACCAUUUCCAAGGAUCUGUUAACUAUACGAAAAUCAGAUUCGGUUAUGCAUGGCAACACUGAUAGAUAUUUAGUUGCAAAUAAUACUGUAUUUGCAUACAUAAGAUUCGCACCAGGAAAUCCGGGUUACAUAGUCAUGUUCAAUCCUUCAUCAGAGAGAGUACUGGUUGAUUUGCCUACAGAAACAUCAUUAAAAUUCGAUGAUGUUACAGUUCAGUAUUAUAGCAACAAUUAUAAUGAAACUAAUGUAGUAAAAAAGAAAGCCACCGAUCCAACAAAAGUUCCUUUGUCUCCAGAAUCUGCCAUUGUGAUUUCUUAUGUGCCACAAUCUAAGUAAACAAUAACAUAUUAUAUAUUGACGAAACAUAAGUAUGCUUAGACACAUUUGCAUUGAAGGGAUACAUAGGUUUCAUUUCACAAAUACAUGGUAGUUUGAAAGAUUGUACUUUAGUUGGAAGUUAAUAAAUGUUUAGACAAUAAAUUGA